UGGGGGGGCAUGCUGCUUGAGAUGACGUGGCAAGGAAAGACCUCUUCCCAGGAGGUGACCACAGAGGGGAGGCCUGGUGGAUGGGCUGAGCCAGCCAGGUGGAGAGCUCGGCGAAGAGCAAAGGCGUAGUCCUGGAGGUGGGAACGCUGGUCAAGCAGUGGAAGGAGAUCUUUCUGUUGGGUGCAGAGAACGGGGAAAGAGUGGUGGAGGAUGAAGUGAAGGGGACGAGUUGUCCUGUAGGAGAAAGCACUUGGAUUUUAUUCUAAGGACAAUAGGCAGCCACUGGAGAAUUUUAGAUAGGGUAACGAUGGGGAUUUUUUUUUUUUAAUCUUUUUAAAGCAGGGAGAUGGGUUAACAACCAAUUCCAGUUAGAAUACGUGCAAAGUUGUGCCCAACAAUACAUUAGUCACGGCCACUGUUGCUGUGCAGAUUUAACUAAAGUUAAAUACGCUCAGCGCCUCAAUCACACUAGCUACAUUUUGAGUGCUCAAAAGUCACAUGUGGCUGGCGGCUACUGUGCUGCACGGUGUGGAUGGAGGACACUUCCAUCAUCACAGACGUCUACCAGGCAGGAGACGAGUAAAUGGUGGGUAUUAAGUAUGUUACGUCCUUGGGGUUUUUCCUCGAUGUAUUGACCUGUGUAAUCAACUCGUCAUGAAAUGCGUCCACUACCUUUGUUUUAUUAAAGCAAAUUCACGCCCGACUGGGUUUCAUACACUGCCUCUCUGCUCUUCAUAUGCAUACAUUUUUUUUUUCAACAAAUGUUUAAGUGCCCAUGCUGCACUUGGGGUUGGUGGCAGUGGGAGACGGUGGCACCAAAGACGGCAGUCUGCACAGAUCCCGCCUGCCAGGGUCUUUGAAGGAAAAUGGGCUCUGCUUGGGUGAAGCAGAGCCUGGUCCUUGAGUGUCCCAAUCCCCAGAGGGAGAAAGAGUGGAGGAAAGAAGUGGGCUCGGCCUUGGCCUUGGCCUGGGCUAUGUCGUGAGGAUACUGGCCUGACAGAACCUGGGCCUGUGUCGCGCUCCUAGGAGUCAGUUCUGCAGGCCACAGUUUACACACCUGCCACCAUGCUUGACUGUACAGAGACCAGGGCAGGUGCAGGGUCUGGCUAGAGCCCCCACACUGACCAGGCUGGAGCCAGGAGCCAGACCUAGUGCUGGUCUCCUAAGAUGCCCGCCUGCCCUCCACGCUGAGGCCUUUGCAGAUUGCUGGCCGGAGACUGGCCAGCUCCUCUCCAGGAAGCCUCUCCCCUUCCUGGGGAUUGCUCGGCUUGUAGGCCUGUGAAGAUGGAGGGCUCCGCUGAGAUGGAGAUGCUGAGGACACUGAAGGGGCCUUCCGCAGGGGAGGUCAGCGUGCACCUGGUGACCAGAGACAGCCCAGGCUCCGGUCCUCACCUGCCCACUACCGCCUUCAUCAUUCCAGCCAGUUCGGCCACGCUUGGCCUGCCCAGCAGUGCCCUGGAUGUGUCCUGCUUUUCCCAGGAGCCAGUCCAUGUGGGCGCCCCAGAGCGGGUGUCCGGCAGCGAACCCGUCACGGCCGCCGUUCUGCCCCAGCUAACCGCUGGGCCAGCGGGCAGCUCUAGCGCUACCACAGUGCGGCUCCUGGAGUGGACAGAGGCCGCGGCCCCGCCCCCCGGGAGCAGCCUGCGGUUCCGGAUAAGCGAGUACGCGCCCCUGAACAUGGUGGGAGUGGAGCAGCCACCGAGCCCCGAGCCGCGGCGAGAAGGCGUGGCCGAAUACGAAGAUGGCGGGCUCCCGGCCGGGGGUGGCGACUCGGGCACCCCACAGCCCGAGACCCUCCCCCAGGAGCCUCCAGAAGACCCCGCUCAGGACCCUCCCGAGGAUGGUAGCGCCUGUCCGUGCCGGGCCUGUGGGCCUCAGCACAGCGCCGGUCCAGAUCCUGGUUCCUCCAACCAUGGCUGCGCUCCGCUGUUCCAGGAGCGGUCAGUCAUAGUGGAGCACUCUUCGAGCUGCGCCGGGGCCGAGCUCCUCAAACCCGUGAAGAAAAGGAAGCGCAGGGAAUACCAGAGCCCGUCCGAGGAGGAGUCGGAGCCAGAGGCCGUGAAAGGAGAAGGAGGGAAGGAGCCAGAGGAACGGCCCGCGGCCAGCCCCCCCGAGAGUGAGGAGCGGAGCAGCAGCCAGCCUGCAGCGGCGGCUUCAUCAGGCGAGAAGGAAGGCUGGUCCUGGGAGUCCUACCUGGAGGAGCAGAAGGCCGUCACUGCCCCCGCCAGCCUCUUCCAAGACUCCCAGGCGGUCCCUCCUAACAAGAAUGGCUUCAAACUGGGCAUGAAGCUGGAAGGCAUUGACCCCCAGCACCCGUCCAUGUACUUCAUCCUCACCGUGGCUGAGGUGUGUGGCUACCGCCUGCGUCUGCACUUUGAUGGGUAUUCCGAGUGCCACGACUUCUGGGUCAAUGCCAACUCCCCUGACAUUCACCCUGCUGGCUGGUUUGAGAAGACCGGGCACAAGCUGCAGCCUCCCAAAGGUUACAAGGAGGAGGAGUUCAGCUGGAGCCAGUACCUGCGCAGCACCAGAGCUCAGGCUGCCCCCAAGCACCUGUUUGUGAGCCAGAGCCACAGUCCCCCACCCCUGGGCUUCCAGGUGGGCAUGAAGCUGGAGGCUGUGGACCGCAUGAACCCGUCUCUUGUCUGCGUGGCCAGCGUGACCGACGUGGUGGACAGUCGCUUCCUGGUGCACUUUGACAACUGGGACGAUACUUACGACUACUGGUGUGAUCCCAGCAGCCCCUACAUCCACCCAGUGGGCUGGUGCCAGAAGCAAGGAAAACCCCUCACCCCUCCACAAGAUUACCCAGACCCUGACAGCUUCUGCUGGGAGAAAUACCUGGAGGAAACUGGGACCUCCGCCGUGCCUGCCUGGGCCUUCAAGGUGCGACCGCCUCACAGCUUCUUGGUCAACAUGAAGCUGGAGGCCGUGGACCGCAGGAACCCAGCCCUGAUUCGUGUGGCCAGCGUGGAGGAUGUGGAGGACCAUCGGAUAAAGCUGCACUUUGAUGGCUGGAGUCACGGCUAUGACUUCUGGAUUGAUGCCGACCACCCAGAUAUCCACCCUGCGGGCUGGUGCUCCAAGACAGGACAUCCCCUGCAGCCUCCUCUCCGGCCCAGGGAGCCCAGCACUGCCUCCCCUGGGGGCUGCACCCCUGUGAGCUAUAGAAGCUUGCCGCCCACCAGGACCUCCAAAUACAGCUUCCACCACCGAAAGUGCCCCACUCCUGGCUGCGACGGCUCGGGCCACGUCACAGGCAAGUUCACAGCUCACCACUGCCUCUCGGGCUGCCCGCUGGCGGAGAGGAACCAGGGCCGGCUGAAAGCGGAGCUGUCUGACUCAGAGGCCUCAGCCCGCAAGAGGAGCCUCUCCGGCUUGUCCCCAAGGAAGAAGCCUCGCCACCACGGCCGGAUCGGACGCCCUCCAAAGUAUCAGAAGAUUCCACAGGAGGAUUUCCAGACACUCACUCCCGAUGUCGUGCACCAGUCCCUCUUCACAUCGGCCCUGGCGGCCCACCCGGACCGCUCGCUGUCCGUGUGCUGGGAGCAGCACUGCAAGCUCCUGCCUGGGGUGGCGGGCAUCUCGGCCUCGACAGUCGCCAAGUGGACCAUCGAGGAGGUCUUUGGCUUCGUUCAGACCCUGACAGGUUGUGAGGACCAAGCACGCCUCUUCAAAGAUGAGAUGAUUGACGGCGAGGCCUUCCUUUUGCUGACACAGGCGGACAUUGUGAAGAUCAUGAGUGUCAAGCUGGGCCCAGCCUUGAAGAUCUAUAACGCCAUUCUCAUGUUCAAAAACGCCGACGACUCCUUAAAGUGACUGUCAGGCCCGGGGCCUUUGCUGGGCCUCCCGCGCCCGCCGAUGCUUCUUUCCCGGCCUCAGUUCCUCGUGUCCCGUUCUGUCCCCGUCCUCUGGGUCUGACAGGGGCUGGUCCUUCCUGGGUGGAGCAGAGGGGUCCUGGGAAGGUGGAGUCCUGGGGCUCGCUUGCCACCACACACACCAGGGAGGUGUCCCUGGGCUGGGGGCAUUACCGAUGGGGCAGGCUGAAGGGGCCCUGGCCCAGGCAGCCCCACGCCAAAGGUCUUUUUCUGAGCAGUGCACAGGAGUGGAGGGACUGGAGGUCUUCAGUCUGCGGUCCCUUCCCCUUGUUGGCUCCACCACGACCGCCCCCUUCUGUCUGCUGGCUUUGCUGCCCUCCUUUUGUGGCCUGGUUUCCUGGGCGGCGCCCCCCAGCCAAGGCCCAGGCAAGCCCCUGGCUCUUCCCCCUAGAUGUGUGGGCCUCAGAAACUUGUCCUGGGAUCCACUGGGAGCCUCCGGCCACCUUCCACCCUUUAGCUCAGAAGUGGGGGACCCUGCGCCUGGACACCUGCUAGAACAUGCCCCAUCCUGGCCCACUUGGCAUCGUGGUGUCCUACGCCAAGUCCUCGUUCCGGCUGGGGGAAGUGAUGAGAGCCCUGUGCAGCUGGCAGAAGUCUCCACUGUGUUCUCCACACACCCGUCCUGUGUUGGGCCUGGGCGGGAGGAAGCCCGGCCUGGCAGGUAGCCCUGGCAGGAGGCCAGCCCGAGGGCCUGUCAAACCAUCCCGAGUCUGGCCAGUGGGGCAGCUCCAGCAGGCGUGGGACUCCCCAAGCUGGGCACAGCGUCCUCUGUGUGGCUGUAGAUCUCAGCUAAAGUAUUGCCCGGAGCGCGAGGGCCCCAUGCCCGCCUGCCAGGCCUCUGUCUUGAGAAUGUAGCACUGUGUCACGUGACAUCGCCUCCCGUCUGUCCCUUAGAGUGUUAGAACGGCCAGAUUGGGAAGGUGGACUCCUCUCUUCAAGUACUCCAGGUCCUUUAAGCCCUUCUCCGCACCCCUUGUGUCUUACACUGCCACCUGGAGCCCGACUGGGGCUCUGGGACUUCCUCACCCCGUCAGGUGGGUGCCCAGCCUCCUCCAAGCCACUGCCAAACCUGCGUGCUAGGACGGGCCAGAGUGCCCGGCAGGAGCCAGGGAGGCGAGGGGCCAAGGCCACGCCUCCCCGCCCCCAGGUGCUGAGAUGAACCUGCAGGGUGUGGGACCAGGGGCCUUCCCCAAGCCCAUUCUCUCAGUCAUGUGUGUGCAUGUGUGUGUGUGCACGUAUGUGUAGGGUACUCUUAGCAGUGUUUGAAAGGGUGCUCAGUGUUGGGAAAACGUCAAGGGCUAUUGUUGCUCACGUACAAAGCUUUAUUUUUUCCUUAGAAGCAGGAUGCCCAAAGCUCUGCUGCUUUCCUGCCACAGUCCCUGGCAGGGGCCCCGUCUCCCAAGGGGGAGGACAGCCGUGCAGCCCCUGCCUUCAGACCUGAGAGGCAUCUCUGAGCACAACUUUCCUGGGAGGGCACAGGGCAAGGCCAGCCGUGAGGUGAGGGUCGGGUUUAUAGAGGCCAUGUGGUGCCGUGUGGCCCAGGGCAGGAGGAGCAAGUCCAAGCCUCUCUUUCAUCUUGUCACCUGGGUUAGAACAAAACUCAUCAACUGCUCAUCCUGCAACACUCGCCAGCUUGUGGGGUGCUCACAGCUGGUGCUGGGGGCCUCCUGGCCCCUAAGGACAGAGGCCAUGGCAGCUUUGCUGUGCAGGUGCACCCGGCGUGCCAGCCACCUAAGAACUCGCCUUUCUGAAAGGCCAAGUGAGCCAAGGACCAUGGAGAAAAAGACUCAGGCUGUGGGGCCUCAGCGCUUUCUGCACUAACAUUGAACUCUUUGGGAAGAGAACAACUCAUCAGAUGUGGCAAGAAGUCUGGCCUCUGUUCACCUCACUGCCCCUUCACCCCAUUCUGUCCCCAGCAGAGAUCAUCACCCCUUGACCUGGGAAUGCAGUGAGGGAGGGAGUUGGCCGUGGCCGCCCCUGCUGCCCUGUGCCCGGCUCUCGAGCAGUGGGUGCCACUUACCCUUUGACUCCUGCAGGCGCGCCCAGCCCCGCCCAGCCCUGGCCUAGGGCGGGGAGGACGGUCCCAGAGUUUGCGAACGAAGCCUUUUUGCACUUUUGAUUCACAUGCACUGUGGUGGGAUUGCAUUUCUGUACUUGCCUCUGUGCGUGUGGGUGUGCACGUGUGUGCGUGUUCUCUCAGAAUCCACUGGUGUAAGCUGAAGCGACUCCGACUCCGGGGUGAGAACAGGUUGCAGAUGAGAUGUGUGAUUUGUCCUGUACUGAAACAUGGUGAAUAAACGUGAGCCUCUGGAUGAGACGCAGCAGAGUCUGGUCCAUUGUCCCCCGGAAACACCCAGAAAACGCAAAGGGAGCAUGUCGUGAAGAGGCCGACGGGUUCUCCUGGCUGUACAUUGGUCUGUGAGCUGGCAGGGACGCAGCAGAAACACCAGGUGUGAUCACCGUACCCUCUCCCUCGUCAGUAUCCUUCAUAGCUCUGCCUGUGGCUCCUCCAGACCCAGCCGAGAGAGCGCACACCACACAGCCACCCAGGAGCCCGUUACCUCGACCCUGCACUGGCAGCUAGCUUGACCCAGCACAGUGGUGCCAGAGUAGCUUCGUCUCUGACUUUAGCAUGAACAAAACCCUAAGGGCUACCCAAGGAAGCCACUAGGGUUUGGGAAGGCUUAGCUCCAACUUCCCUUUUUGUAGUCCUGAAACCUCCUGUGCUGUUACCUUCUCCAGUGUCUCAAUAGAUGUCCAUCGGCGUCACAGAGAAACUGAACAUCCGCUCCUGCCUGCUACUACAUCUGCUCGUGUCCCCCUCCCGCACCCAUCCUUCCCCCUCUCCUGUUCAGGGGGAGAGUUGAUGCUUCCACUUGUCAAAAGCAAAUCCUCCACCAACCAAUGGUUGCAAUAAGAGGAAAAGAAGCAUGGAGGGACAACGAAGAGUUUUUGGAAGCUUAAAAUGUGAUCGCUGAGAUUUAAAAAAUCAACACAGGUUUGAAAGUUGAGGACUUUGCCCAGAAAGUAGAAUAAACAUAGAUGGCAAUAGAAUGAAAGGAAGAAGUUAGAGAAGCUAAGAGGAAUUCCAAUGGGCGCGAGAAGAGGACAUAAGUUUGAUUAAUCACAAACUUAAGGGGCAGGCUUUUGGCCUGCUGGUUAAAAUGCCCACGUCCCAUAUUGGAGCACCUGGGUUCAAUGCCCACCUCUGGCUCCUGGCCCUAGCUUCCUACUGUUGCAGAGCCUGGGAGGCAGCAGUGAUGGCUCAGGUGCUUGGGUUCAACAGAAAAUGAACCUAGGUAAAACAACUUAUCAACAUAGUACGGGGGUGGAGGGGAGCGAGGUUAUCUCAAUUGCCACAGAAAAGGCAUUUGACAAAAUCCAUUUUCAUGAUUUAAAAAAAACACUCAGAAAACUAUGAAGAGAAGGGAACCAUGCUGUGAAAGGCUGAAUUUUCUCCCAAAUAUCACGAAUAAGACAGAUAUGCUUUUUUAAAAAAAAUAUAUUUAUUUGAGAGGCAAAAUUACAGAGACAGAGGGAGAGACAGAGAUCUUCCAUCUGCGGACUCAUUCCCCAAAAGGCUGCAAUGGCCACAGCUGGACAGGGCCAGAGUUAGGAGCCAGAAGCUUCUUCUAGGUCUCCCACAUGGGUGCAGGGGCCCAAGCACUUGGGCCAUCUGCUGCUGCUUUCCCAGACACAUCAACAAGGAGCUGGAUUGUAAGUGGAGCAGCUGGGACUUGAACCGUUGCCCAUAUGGGGUGCCAGCAUCACAGAUGGUGGCUUAACCUACUGCACCACAAGGCCAGUCCUGACCAAUGAUGCUUCCUUUCACUUCUGCUAUUGAAUCUUAUACUGCAAAUUCUAGA
This is a messenger RNA of Lepus europaeus (European hare), 7744 nucleotides long. RefSeq names its product L3MBTL histone methyl-lysine binding protein 1 (gene L3MBTL1). The coding region runs from base 1285 to 3819 and encodes 844 amino acids. Gene Ontology annotation, molecular function: zinc ion binding; protein binding. The transcript is spliced from 21 exons. Gene Ontology annotation, cellular component: nucleus. The record is from RefSeq and is a predicted model, not a curated record. NCBI's taxonomy places the organism in Eukaryota, Metazoa, Chordata, Mammalia, Lagomorpha, Leporidae. Gene Ontology annotation, biological process: regulation of DNA-templated transcription.